Messenger RNA from Toxoplasma gondii ME49, 5120 nucleotides. RefSeq lists its product as hypothetical. The record is from RefSeq and is a predicted model, not a curated record. The transcript has 4 exons. Lineage: Eukaryota; Apicomplexa; Conoidasida; Eucoccidiorida; Sarcocystidae. Bases 1654 to 3600 code for a protein of 648 amino acids.
CCGAACAAUCUUCUUGUUCUGGACCUCUGUGUUUUUUUUCUCCAGCCUGUCUCGGUGUUUCUCCUCAGCCGGAACACGUUUCUCGCACAUUUGCAAGCAGCAAGAGAACGCGUCGAGUCUGAAGCAGGCGCGGCAAGGCAGGUCCGUCUGUAGUCGAUCUUAUAUGCUUAGGUUUUCCAGGAAAGCGACGACUUUGGCUAGGAGUCGGAAUGAACUUUCACGAAGGUGGAAGAAAAGCAGAAAGAUGCACUGUCUGGCGUUCUUAUCGUUCUUAGUUCAGGCCUGUUCCGCUACCUGUUUCCCUUCCAUCGGCUUCCAGAUCUCGCCUGACUGGGCGGCUGACGUGCUCGUGCUCAGUUGGGGGGCGCGACAACCUCUCAGUGAUGCGGACGGCACGUGAUCUUUUGGUGACUUUUGCUUCUCUCUGCCAUCUUUUACUCUUCCGUUUACUUUCCUGCUAGCCAUAGGAACUUCGUUUGCAGUAGCUCCCUCGUUUGAUGCCGCUUUUUCUACGGGACUUCCCGAGGGGUGGGGUCACCGUCCGGCGUCUCGCAUCUCGUGCGACGGUUCAGGAUAACAGGGACCGCUGUUCAUUUCGCCUGUAAAAUUCCAGAGUCUCCAUGCCUUUACUUUGGAAGACGAAGGGUUUCCUAUUUCUAAGUCAGGGAUGGAAUUCGACCUGCUGCGUCCGGUUUCCCGGAGCGCUCCGUGCGGGACCACGAAUGUAGCGGUGCCUCAAUCAAGGCCAGGAGAGCAAGGCAUUCAGACUGUUUUUUCUUGAUUCUUUAGCUCCGUCGUAUUCGUCUUCUCUUAUUUCUCUGCUAUAGUCUUUGUUUUGUCUUCUCCACUUCUUUACGGGUGCUCUGAUAAUCGUUUCUAACCACCUUUCCUACCUGUUCCGAACCAUUCCCCUUCUUCGCGGACGCGGUUACAAAAAAUUAGGAAAUCGGCGAGUUCGUGUAGUCGACGCUCACCUGGUCUUGUUUCCCACCGUUACAUCUGUUGUUUUCCUCGAUCAUAUUUGAAAAACCUGCACCCCUUUUUAUGAGGAAGGAUCGGAGUUGCAACCCUUGAACUGUCGUUUUUUUUCCGGACUUUGUCAUUACAUGCCACUACCCCCUACUUUUUUCCGUCAUUGGGUGCCCUGUUUUAUGUCUCCCAUUAUGAGCAAAAGCAUCGGGAUUCUGUAUCAAUUUCCACGUCCCUCUUAAGUGACUCUAGAGGGCUGACAGUGCCGGCGGCGGCUGUUUGUGGAGCUAGCGUCAGCAAAACAGGCGUAUUGUGAGGUGUACAUACACUGCGAGAGUGUCUAUUUGUCCUGUGCCGAUUCCGUCAUCUCGUGCAUCUUCUAUGGUGAAACUCCCCUGUUUUUCAAGCGUUCUCCCUUUUUUUUCAAAUGCAGCAACGUGUAUGUACCGCUGAUCUCCAUUCUUGGUAUAGUCACCCCUCCAUUUCGUCUUCCCGUCAUCCGGGUGGAUUUGUGCGCUUCUGCUGCACAUUCGCCGGUGGGAGAACGGACCACCUGUGUUGCCGUUGUUUGCCUUUCCUUUGGCAUUGCUACUGUAUUUAGAGUGUUGUGGUUUGGUGCGGCAGUUGUCUUAAUCUCGUGGACGGCAGCACCACUACUUUGAUGGCUUGCUGCUGUUUGGCAAGAUGGGUCAGCUCUCAUGUCACGACGGACCCUCAGGAACCGCCGCUGAGGUGUCUUCUUCAGAUCAGUCGAGUGCAGAGCGGAGGAGCCUGUCCCCGCGGCGGUCUCGUCCUGUCCCGCAGUGGAGGCUAUGUUUUCCGGCGUCUCCUGGUUCUGGAAAUCAAUGUGACACCGAAACUGGUCGCGUUGCAGAGCGAAGAAACACGGAAGAGACCCCCUCAAGUGUACAUGAGAGACUGAGGGGAAUCGCUGCCAAAUGGACGGCGGGGUCGUCGAGGUGCUUCUGCCUCGGGCUGCACGUCGUGCCUCACGAUGUCUUUAUUAUUGGCCUCCUUAUUCUUCUCAUCAUGAGUCAGCUCACAGCCUUCAUCAUCUUUUGGGUGGGCAGCCUCUUGAAAGCCGACAGCAAUGUGCUAGAUAGGGAGUGGAGCGUCGAUCCCGCACGCGCAACGGAAGGACAUCGUGGGAAGCCGAUGGCUAUCGCAGAAGCUGUGGCUCGAGAAAUUCGAACUCUGGUUGUCCCCUAUUCAUAUUCGGCCUUCUUGACGCUGGCCGCAACCAUGCCAGUUUUCGUGAUUGCUGCCAUCUAUUUCCUGUUCUACCGAGGGCUAGCUCCGACAGCGCUGAACCGCCACAUGCAUUCAGUGCCCGUGAUCAAUAUGGACACGCCGCCACGGAACUCCUCACCUGCUUCCCUGGCGGACCAGAAGGCGACAGGCGAGAUACGCGCGGGAGACGCUUCUGAAGCGGAAGGAUUUGGCGCUCAUGCAGCGGACUCAGGUCGCGGCCACGGCGCCUCUGACGGCGACAGAGCGGCAGAGGCGGGACAGCGUAGUGGGCCAGAGAGGGAAGGAUCCACAGGAGGCAGCGAGGAGAGUAUGAAUGAGGCAGAGAAAGAGGCCGUGAAGCAGGAAGCAAGACAGCUUCCACUCCAGAUGCUCGUGUACAUCAUCUACGGCGUCGGAUUCACGAUCUCUAUCAUAUGGAUGGUCUGCUCUCAUAUCCCGAAAGCGACAUGCCAGAAGUGCGAGGGUCCCACGAUCGGGCAGCGGUGGUUGGAUCGAGGAAGCAUGCUCAGUUUCGUUGUUCUGUGGGCACUGGCUUUCUGCAUCUGUCCCACUCGUGACGACAUCCGAAAGAGACACCAGAUGGCUCGCCGCAUGCGGCAGCGUCUAACGGCGUAUCGCUCGCUUGCGUCGCUCGAGACAGAGCUGCCCUCGAGCUCCUUUUGGGGUGUCGGGACCCCUGGGGAUUCUUUGCGAACUUCUUUGAGUACUGUCUCGCGCUCUGGAGCCCACCAAGCUGGGCUUCCCGUCUACACAGGUCACGCGCACCCGGAGCCGAGUCCCAAUGCCUCUUUCUUUGCGGAUGGGAAGACGCCAGAAGUGAACGGCGGAGAUGCGACUGCUGUCGCAUGUGUAGGCUCUGUGAGGGACACUAUGGGGGAAGAACGAAUCGACGAAAACGGUGACAGCUACUCUGUGAACACGAUGGGCGGAGGCGGGGCAGCCUCGGUUCAUUCCGUGCCCUAUUUGUCGCCUCUUGCUCGCAACGUCUACGAUCGUGACUGUGUGGAUUCGAGUGGGAGGCCGACAGCCGGUUCGAUGAAUGGCCAGAAUGCCAUAGAGCUCCAGGAGACUGUAGGACUGCGAGGCCUAGGUAGUCCUGGAACUCCAUCAGGUGCUUGUACACAGGAAGUUGCAAAAUGGAUGGACGGGGGCUCUGUGCGCGUCAUCGGGCGCUCAGUGUUCGGUUCGCGAGUCGUGUCGGAGUGUUUGAGAGAAACAGAAAAUGAACCGAAAGUAUCACAUGGAUCCACUAGCGACGAAACGGCGGGAACGUUCGUAUUCACACCACGAGGUGGACGGGGAAGUAGGGACUCGAGAAACAGUCAGGCAAACCAAAAAUUACCCGUCGUCGGGAAGAAAGCAAAGAAUGGGGAAAAGUGAGGACGGCACUGGAGAAGGCUGCCUAGUAAUCACACUUAGUACAGGCAUUAAAGAGCCAUUUCUCCGUUGUCUCAGUGACGAAGGAAAUGCCGUUUGUUGCACAUCAAGCGUUUACUUCAACGGACAGGGGAAAAUGGGGUGGAUUGUUGUGUUCCAGCAAGAGAGGGGGGCUGUCUCGUCCGCUGUCGCUGUUGUGACACUGUGUUUGACGCAGCGAAGCAGGAGACGCCCUGAGUAGUUCCUCAAUAGAAGUUAAAAGACACCUUCUGGAGGUUUUUGCCUAGUAAUGCUCUUAUCAGCGUCAACCUAGUGAGCAUGGAGCCUUGGGAAUAAUCUCUCAUACAGAUGUACUCCGCUGCAGCAACACCUGCUCGUUCCACGGUGCUCAAAUGCCUCACCGUCUGCAUGGGUUAUUUGGGAGGAAACGGUGGAGAGCUUCAGUUCAGUUUCAUCAUCAGCGUUCCCACGACCACAACGGCUCCCUCAGAAUAACGAGAACGUGGUCCCUGAGAAAAUACUUCGAGGUGAAAUGUUCCUCGGUUUACUUCCCGUCGUGAACGUUUAUGUGGUCAAUUUCUGACAGUGGCCAACAACGUAAAACGGCGGGAGUGCGGCGUUUAUCGAAGCGUGCUGUUAAACGGUGAUACGCGUGGUAAUCCGUUUUAGGGUGAAGCUUCUGAGGUGCUUCAUGAGGUCUUCAUUUUUAAAAUAAUUAGAGGGUGAAUGUGCACAGCAAAUAAAGCACCGAGGCAGAUGACCUCGCCACAUGGCGGUGAGAGACGGUUGGUCAACCCUUACCUUCGUGUCGUUUGUAGUUUCUUUUCCUUUCACGUGACGGUUGUUAACGCGCCCAGCAAAACCAAGGCGGUUGCAUCAAGAAGUCGUCGUAACGAAGGCAUCUUGCCCGACGGUUGCUCACACGCUUAUUAGGCAUUCUGCGGUGCUUCUCGGGGCACACAAAAAGAAGUUUCUUCACGAAGUUACACCGUGUAAUAAAGUGUGAAAAGAGAAAUCCUAUCACGUAUUUGCAAGGAUGUUGAGUUCCACCGCUUUGCCGGGAUGCCAAGAUCUCUCAGGACAGGCAAAAAGGGGCGUAAAAGAGUCGGAACGGGGGAAAACGGUGAACGGGCCUAAUGUGGGGAUCUCGGCGGCUUCGGAUCGAAGCAUAUUUCAUCGUGAACGUGAUAUCAUACUCCGAUCGGAACGCCCGCCACAAAGUGGCUUUGAAGUCGCGUCUUUUGUCGAAAAAUGUAAAUUAGUCUAGGACGAUCGCUUCGUCUUGAAUCACACUGACUCUGCUGGGCUGGCACGAUCUGAUUCCACAUAAACAGAUCCGACACAAGGCCAGCUUACCCGCGACGCUUCGGUAGCGGAGUAGGGCCAAUUGGGGACGGUGUGGGAAAAUCUCGAACUUUCUACAUAUAUGGAGCUUUUCCUCACGUUCAUUCUUGCUUGUUUAAUCUUCGCGAAACUGGUUCCCUCUAUUACAGGCACUUCUAUCAUAAAUGCCUGAGUAUCAA